Molecule: messenger RNA, 911 nt
Organism: Aspergillus piperis CBS 112811
Lineage: Eukaryota; Fungi; Ascomycota; Eurotiomycetes; Eurotiales; Aspergillaceae
Gene: rho1
Product: Rho family GTPase RHO1
Exons: 5
Coding region: 161-742 (193 amino acids)
Biological process (GO): small GTPase-mediated signal transduction
Molecular function (GO): GTPase activity; GTP binding
Source: RefSeq, a predicted model, not a curated record
CUCAACUUCCCCCAUCCAACACCCCCAUCCAUCCACUCCUGCAACAACAGCUUCCCGCCUCGCUCGUUGUCGUUGGCCACUCUUUCACCACAUCAUCCCCUUCAUUCCUAUUCGACUUCUCUUCCUUCUCGUCCUUUGCUAAUCCUCCACGCUUUGAAAGAUGGCUGAAAUCCGCCGCAAGCUCGUCAUCGUGGGCGAUGGUGCCUGCGGUAAGACUUGUCUUUUGAUCGUCUUCUCCAAGGGUACCUUCCCUGAGGUGUACGUCCCUACCGUCUUUGAGAACUACGUCGCCGACGUAGAGGUCGAUGGCAAGCACGUCGAGCUUGCCCUUUGGGAUACGGCUGGUCAGGAAGAUUAUGACCGUCUUCGUCCUCUUUCAUACCCUGACUCCCAUGUCAUCCUGAUCUGUUUCGCGGUUGACUCUCCCGAUUCCCUCGACAACGUCCAGGAGAAGUGGAUCUCUGAGGUCCUCCACUUCUGUCAGGGACUCCCCAUCAUCCUUGUUGGUUGCAAGAUGGAUCUGCGCCACGACCCCAAGACCAUCGAGGAGCUUCACAAGACCUCCCAAAAGCCGGUUACCCCUGAGCAGGGUGAGGAGGUUCGCAAGAAGAUCGGUGCUUACAAGUACCUUGAGUGCUCUGCGCGCACCAACGAGGGUGUCCGCGAGGUCUUCGAGGCUGCCACCCGGGCUGCCCUUCUUACAAAGACCCAUAAGAGUAAGAAGAAGUGCACUAUCCUGUAAACUAGUUUUCUCUCCUUCGCAAAAGGUCUGUUUCAUGCGGAGAUUAUAUGAACGGAUAAGCGUCUGAUCCUUUGGUUUUCUACUAUUUAUCAAGAGGGGGUCAUUCCGUUGGCGUGUUCCACUAUGUGUGCCCGGAUGCGAGUGUGGAUAAUGUUCAAUCACGGGCACA